UUAAGUGUUGUCGGUCGGUGUAAUAAUUAGUGCCAAAGUGACACCAUGGUUGGACGGACUUACUGGGUUUUUCUAUUAGCCUUGGCUACGGCGUUGGCGGAACCUCUGCUGUCAUUCCCAGAAAAUGUGAGAAGUGGAGCAGGCCGCAUAGUCUCCGGAUGGGAGGCUGAGGAGGGCCAGUUCCCCUUCCAGCUGUCCCUUCGCAUGGUGAGUCCUGUGGGCGCGGUUACUGCCUGUGGCGGAUCUAUAGUCCACCCUGAAUGGGCCAUCACUGCUGCUCACUGCACUGCUACCCGUGUGUCAGUGAUAAUCCGCGCAGGCGCCGUCAGCCUGACCAGGCCAUAUUACAUCUUCGAGACCACCGAGUACUAUAACCAUCCCCUGUACGUUGAGGCGCUGCAGGGCUUCGUCCAACCCAAUGACAUCGGUCUUCUGAAGUUUAAUAGACAGCUUGAGUUCAAUUACAGAGUCCAGCCAAUCAGGGUCCAGCGAUCAGCAGACAGGGACUACAAUUACGCCAACUCCAGGCUGGAAGCCAGCGGAUGGGGUUUAAACUGGACCUCUCCCCUGGGCAGUUCCCCCGAGAACCUCAACUGGGUGUACCUGAGUGGUACCAGCAACUUUGAAUGCUGGCUGGCCUUCAGCGGCAGCUCGAUCAUUGUAGACUCCACAAUCUGUGCCAGAGGGUACAAUGACACAACUCAAUCUACUUGCUCGGGUGACAGCGGUGGUCCUCUCACCGUGGUGGACGGUGAUGGCCAGCGGACUUUAGUCGGGGUAGCUUCAUUCGUGUCUGCUUCUGGAUGCCACGUCGACCUUCCAGCAGGUUUCAUCCGCCCUGGCUACUACCACGACUGGUUUACACAAGUCACGGGAAUAAACUUCGAUUGGGAUGAUUUCGAAAUACCGUCGACAACGGAACCGGAACCAGAAACUACACCACAACCUGAGCCCGAACCUUCUACAACUUCUCGUCCGGAACCUGAGCCACAGCCGUCGACAACUUCGCGUCCGGAACCUGAGCCACAGCCGUCGACAACUUCGCGUCCGGAACCUGAGCCACAGCCGUCGACAACUUCGCGUCCGGAACCUGAGCCACAGCCGUCGACUACUUUGCGUCCGGAACCUGAGCCACAGCCGUCUACAACUUCGCGUCCGGAACCUGAGCCACAGCCGUCGACAACUUCGCGUCCGGAACCUGAGCCACAGCCGUCGACUACUUUGCGUCCGGAACCUGAGCCACAGCCGUCUACAACUUCGCGUCCGGAACCUGAGCCACAGCCGUCGACAACUUCGCGUCCGGAACCUGAGCCACAGCCGUCGACAACUUCGCGUCCGGAACCUGAGCCACAGCCGUCGACAACUUCGCGUCCGGAACCUGAGCCACAGCCGUCGACAACUUCGCGUCCGGAACCUGAGCCACAGCCGUCGACAACUUCGCGCCCGGAACCUGAGCCACAGCCGUCGACUACUUCGCGUCCGGAACCUGAGCCACAGCCGUCGACUACUUUGCGUCCGGAACCUGAGCCACAGCCGUCGACAACUUCGCGUCCGGAACCUGAGCCACAGCCGUCGACAACUUCACGUCCGGAACCUGAGCCAGAGACUUCUACAACCUCCCGUCCGGAACCUGAGCCUCAACCAGAGACUACAGAUCAACCAGAAUUAGUACCAGAACCAACCACAGAAGUAGCUACUGAUAUAUCAGAUUCUGAAGAAUUCGGAGUCCUAAAUUAUUUAAAAUCAUUCUUCUAUUAUAAAAUGUAAAGAAGAAGCCUUGCACAGCAGUGGAGCACUACAAUAGAUAAAUAAUAAAUAAACAACGAUACAUUAUAACAAAAUGACUUGUCAUUACAUGUGUUAAACAAUUUUUUUUUGUAUAUUUCACUCAAUUGUGGCUAUAAAGAAUAUUGGUAUUGUAUUGUAUUGUAUUGUACUGUACUGUACUGUCAUCUUAGUUUUAUUUUACGUAAUUAAAAAUAUAAAAUUUUAAUCUGA
Messenger RNA from Plodia interpunctella (Indianmeal moth), 1998 nucleotides. RefSeq names its product acrosin-like. The transcript has 7 exons. NCBI's taxonomy places the organism in Eukaryota, Metazoa, Arthropoda, Insecta, Lepidoptera, Pyralidae. Gene Ontology annotation, molecular function: serine-type endopeptidase activity. The coding region runs from base 46 to 1767 and encodes 573 amino acids. The record is from RefSeq and is a predicted model, not a curated record. Gene Ontology annotation, biological process: proteolysis.